This is a messenger RNA of Aspergillus saccharolyticus JOP 1030-1, 270 nucleotides long. RefSeq lists its product as uncharacterized. The transcript is spliced from 2 exons. NCBI's taxonomy places the organism in Eukaryota, Fungi, Ascomycota, Eurotiomycetes, Eurotiales, Aspergillaceae. The record is from RefSeq and is a predicted model, not a curated record. The coding region runs from base 1 to 270 and encodes 89 amino acids.
AUGAAACCACCCAUCUUCCCCAUCCUCCUCCUCCUCGCAAUUCCCGGCUUCUGCGCUCCCGAGCCCACCCUAACCGAGCCAUCCUCACUAACACCCUCCGAAGCCACCUCCCUCCCCAACCACGACCCAGGCAUCAACCUCAAUCUCAAUCUCAACCUGAACCUCAAGCGCUCCCUCGCAACCCUCUCCCCGUCACCCCACUCAAUCAGCACACAGAUCCCGCCCAGCGCCCUUGCCGAGCUGCUCGUCCCCGCGCACCGCAGCGCGUAG